Molecule: messenger RNA, 2355 nt
Organism: Nicotiana attenuata
Lineage: Eukaryota; Viridiplantae; Streptophyta; Magnoliopsida; Solanales; Solanaceae
Product: 3-hydroxy-3-methylglutaryl-coenzyme A reductase 1-like
Exons: 4
Coding region: 99-1868 (589 amino acids)
Biological process (GO): coenzyme A metabolic process; isoprenoid biosynthetic process; sterol biosynthetic process
Cellular component (GO): peroxisomal membrane; endoplasmic reticulum membrane
Molecular function (GO): hydroxymethylglutaryl-CoA reductase (NADPH) activity; protein binding
Source: RefSeq, a predicted model, not a curated record
UCUUCUCUUAUAAACUUCUCUCCUAUUUUCCCGAAUUCAUCGCUCCUCCGCUCCUCCUUUUUCAAAAUUUUCUCUUCUCUUCUCUUCUCUGCCGGAAUAUGGAUGUCCGUCGGAGACCUCCCAAGCCUUCUCACCGGAAUCACCAUCUUCAACACCACCCUCAAAGAGCUUCCUCCGCCGCUCUACGUCGUUCUCCUUCCCCUGCCCCUAAAGCUUCCGAUGCCCUUCCUCUCCCUUUAUACCUAACCAACGGCAUUUUCUUCACCCUCUUUUUUUCUGUUGCUUACUACCUUCUCCAUCGCUGGCGUGACAAGAUCCGUAACUCUACCCCUCUCCACGUCGUCACUCUCUCCGAACUCGCUGCCAUUCUCUCUCUCAUUGCGUCUUUCAUUUACCUCCUUGGAUUCUUCGGCAUUGAUUUUGUUCAGUCAUUUAUCGCACGUGCCUCUCACGACGCUUGGGAUAUUGAAGACGAAGAGGAAAACAAUCGCUUCCUUCUCGACGAAGAUCGCCGCCCCCGCCGCCGACCUGCUCCUUGUCCCGCCGCCCUUGAUAAUUCCUCCAUUUCGGCUCCUGUAUCCAGUUUCAUGGAUCCUCCGGUGCCUCUUCCCUCUCAGGACGACGAAGACCUUGUCAAAUCCGUUGUUUCCGGUGACAUUCCUUCGUAUUCCCUUGAAUCUAGGCUCGGGGAUUGUUACCGAGCUGCUUCGGUUCGUCGUGAAGCGGUUCAGAGGAUUACGGGGAGGUCUCUAGCGGGUUUACCUCUUGACGGUUUUGACUACCAGUCGAUUUUAGGGCAGUGCUGUGAGAUGCCGAUAGGGUACGUUCAAAUCCCAGUGGGGAUUGCUGGGCCCUUGUUGCUUAACGGAUGUGAAUAUUCCGUUCCCAUGGCGACUACGGAAGGGUGUUUAGUUGCAAGUACUAACAGAGGUUGUAAGGCUAUUUAUGCUUCUGGGGGAGCUACUAGCAUUCUUUUUAGGGACGGGAUGACGAGGGCUCCCGUUGUGAAGUUCCCGACGGCCAGCAGGGCGUCGGAAUUGUUCUUCUUCUUGGAGGACCCUGCUAAUUUUGAUACCUUAGCCAUGGUUUUCAACAAAUCCAGCAGAUUUGCCAGGCUCCAAAAGAUUCAGUGCUCACUUGCAGGGAGAAAUCUUUACAUCAGGUUCAGCUGUGGCACGGGGGAUGCCAUGGGAAUGAACAUGGUAUCCAAGGGUGUUCAGAAUGUUCUUGAGUUUCUUCAGGAUGAGUUCCCAGACAUGGAUGUAGUUGGUAUAUCUGGGAAUUUCUGUUCUGAUAAGAAGCCUGCUGCUGUGAACUGGAUUCAAGGGCGUGGAAAGUCAGUUGUCUGUGAAGCAAUGAUAUCUGGAGAAGUGGUGGAGAAAGUAUUGAAAACUUCUGUAUCUGCUCUUGUAGAGCUGAACACGAUCAAAAAUCUUACUGGCUCUGCUAUUGCUGGUUCUCUUGGUGGGUUUAAUGCCCAUGCUGCCAAUAUUGUCUCUGCCAUUUUCAUAGCCACUGGGCAGGAUCCAGCACAAAAUAUAGAGAGUUCUCAUUGCAUUACCAUGAUGGAGGCGGUCAAUGAUGGAAAGGAUAUUCACGUAUCCGUGACCAUGCCUUGCAUUGAGGUUGGUACUGUUGGUGGUGGGACUCAACUUGCUUCUCAAUCGGCAUGCCUGAAUCUGCUCGGUGUUAAGGGUGCAUGCAGAGAAUCCCCUGCAGCGAACUCGAGGCUCCUGGCAAACAUUGUAGCCGGUUCUGUUUUGGCUGGGGAGCUGUCAUUGAUGUCUGCCAUUGCAGCUGGCCAGCUUGUUAAAAGCCACAUGAAAUAUAACAGAUCAAGCAGGGAUAUGAGCACAAUUACCUCAUAGAGUCUUGAAAUUGUUAGCAAGUUUCUGGCUAAUCAACUUGAAGGAGUGCAAGGAGACUAGAAGUUAAAGUUGAAACCGAUGUAGGGGGUGGAGCAAACAAUACACAUCUGCUUCUGCAAUCUGCGUUAGCUGUAACAUUUGGCAAGCAUGUGAGUUCAGGGAAGUCGGAGCUCACACGGUUGACUUUUACUUCAAUGACCCCGCUGAAGCAUUUAACAAGUUGUAUUUUGUAACCCAAUCUUGCUUAUCCCCUUUCUUUGAUCAGUAUUUAUUCUAAUUUUUCAGCAUUGGUGUACUGUUAUUUCUGGGAUGUUCUUGAGGUUUUGAUAUUUGUUAUUAUUUCAUUGUACAGUUUGGUAAUGUGUAAGUACCAAGUGAAGGAAUUUGUAAGUUUCGUUCAAUACAUUAGGCUCUAAUGUUCAAAGGCUUUUGCUAGUAGUAUUCUGGUCGUUGAGAAAAGAAACCAAAUGAAAGGUGAUUGAUGCAA